AUUUUGUGCAUGACGCGACACUGUACCCAACCCAACGCAUUCUCUUCUCUCUCAUCUCUCUCUCUCUCUCUCUCUCUCUCUCUCUCUCUGGGCGUCUAAUGUUGUACUUUCGUGUUUCCUUCACUUCUUCCAUUACCAUUAUUAUAUUAUUAUCACUGUUCUUUCCUCCGUUAUAAAGCAAUUGCUCGAUCACACUGCCAGAACCCGUGAAACCAAGAACAUAGGUUUUCCUUUGGGUAUGUAUUUUCUAGUGUGGCUGAGGUGCUAUGCUUGCAGGUGGUCAUAAAAUAAUGGAGUCUCAUGACGAAACGGGAUGCCAGGCUCCUGAACGUCCCAUACUUUGUAUUAAUAACUGUGGCUUCUUUGGAAGAGCUGCAACUAUGAAUAUGUGUUCCAAAUGUUACAAGGACAUGCUGUUGAAGCAGGAACAAGACAAACUUGCAGCAGCGUCGGUGGAAAACAUCGUGAAUGGCAAUUCUAGCUGCAAUGGGAAACAGGCUGUGACUGCUGGUUCUGUGGAUGUACAAGUUGGAAAUGUGGAGGCAAAAAUAGGCUGUGCUGAGAUUUCUGGGGAUUCAUCAUCUUCUAGUGAGAAUUUGGAGAUGAAAGCUAAGACAGGUCCCAACAGAUGUGCUACUUGCCAAAAGCGUGUUGGAUUAACUGGUUUUGGCUGCAAAUGUGGAAACCUAUUUUGUGCAAUGCACCGCUAUUCUGACAAACAUGAUUGCCCCUUUGAUUAUCAGACUGUUGGUCGAGAUGCUAUAGCUAAAGCCAACCCUGUAAUUAAGGCUGAUAAGCUCGACAAAAUCUAGGGAUGUAGUAGACAUAUGAAGCUAAAUGUCUCACCUUUUGUCAGCAAAUUCAUAUAUAUUGGCUGUCUGGCUUUUGAAGUGUAUUAAAUUGAUCCAUGUCAUGAUAGCAAGCACAUGUUUAGGGAAUACUUGCAUUCCUUGUUGAUUGGUGAGGAUUCACUUGUUAGCUACAGUAGAAUGUUUAUGCUUGUUUGAUGGACAUCUUUGGCUUAUUUGUAAUUUGAUUUGCUGGUUGGUACGCAUUUUUUUUUCUCAUU
This is a messenger RNA of Abrus precatorius (Indian licorice), 1069 nucleotides long. RefSeq names its product zinc finger A20 and AN1 domain-containing stress-associated protein 8-like. NCBI's taxonomy places the organism in Eukaryota, Viridiplantae, Streptophyta, Magnoliopsida, Fabales, Fabaceae. Gene Ontology annotation, molecular function: zinc ion binding; DNA binding. The record is from RefSeq and is a predicted model, not a curated record. The coding region runs from base 267 to 812 and encodes 181 amino acids. The transcript has 3 exons.